This is a messenger RNA of Naumovozyma dairenensis CBS 421, 531 nucleotides long. RefSeq names its product cytidine deaminase (gene CDD1). Gene Ontology annotation, molecular function: zinc ion binding; cytidine deaminase activity. The record is from RefSeq and is a predicted model, not a curated record. The transcript has a single exon. Lineage: Eukaryota; Fungi; Ascomycota; Saccharomycetes; Saccharomycetales; Saccharomycetaceae. Bases 1 to 531 code for a protein of 176 amino acids. Gene Ontology annotation, cellular component: cytosol.
AUGCAACAAGGAGCACAAGAUGAAGAUUUAUCAAAGAAACUUCAUAUCCCCAUUGAAAUCGGACAUAAAUUAAUAUCAAAAUUAAUAGAGAGUAAAUCCUUAUCAUAUAGUCCAUAUUCUCAUUUCAAAGUGGGAUGCUGUCUCUUAAUCAAGAACAACGAGACAACGAGCGACGGUGAGUCAUUUUAUAGUUAUGUUCUGGGUGCCAAUAUUGAGAAUGCCAGUUAUGGUGCUUCCAUAUGUGCAGAAAGAACUACGAUAGUGAAAGCAUUGACAUCAACAACAACAACAACAACAACAUGCAAGGAUGCCACAAAUUGGGUAUGUAUAGCCAUCAUAGGUGGUUGCGACAACGACGAUGGGGGGAAAAUAAUAUCACCUUGUGGGAUAUGUAGACAAGUUAUUAGAGAAUUUGUUCCAUUGGAUUUCCCCAUUGUUAUGUUCAAUGCGGAUGCUUCUCAAUGGGAAUGUAAGACCAUGGAACAAUUGUUGCCCGACAGUUUUGGACCAGAUCAUCUCACGCACUCGUAA